UUUCCAGCACAACGAAACGAAUUUCAAAGUUUGAAAAUUUUCUAUUUAUUUAUUGAAAUAAAUUCGUUGAAAGCCAAGUUCUUCUUCUUGGCUAAUCGCAAAAAGCAAAAAAAAAACAGACAAAUACCUCAAGAUGUAUAAGGACAAAAUGGUAAAGAACGACUCCUUCGAGCCGGAUCUGCGCAAGGAGGGCACCUACAUCUGCCCCAUGCCGCAGCCGCCGCCGGGGCCGAGGGGCGCGCAGAACUGGCACGGCCAUCUGGCGCCGCACGAGCGUCUCUUCUACCACCAGACGAUGAGCUCGGUGCGCUACAGCAAACGUUUUCGCUGCAGUGUGAACAUACCCAAGGAUUCGUUGGACUUUCAGCUGCAGGCGCGCUACGAUCACGGUCGUGAAACGUUUCCGGAGAAGAUUGAUGCCGUGCUGCAGCGGGACACGUGCCCGGCGCUGACCAGCUGGGCGGCACCACAUGGCCAGAAGGAGGUGGGCGCCAUUUCACGCAUGAAUCUGUUCCGUGUGCUGCGCAAUACGCGCGUUGCGCGCCUCAAAAUGGAGGAUGCACUGGGUCAUCCAUUGAUUAUAGGUGGCAUCAAGGAGAAGAUACAUCCGUCGAGCGUCAAACUGAUCUGCAGCGGUGUCCAUACGCAGCUGGUGAACAACGGCUUCUCCCGCCAGACAUCCGAUGGCAACUUCUUCCGCUAUUAAACGAGACACGCCCCCU
Molecule: messenger RNA, 722 nt
Organism: Drosophila novamexicana
Lineage: Eukaryota; Metazoa; Arthropoda; Insecta; Diptera; Drosophilidae
Exons: 2
Coding region: 134-706 (190 amino acids)
Source: RefSeq, a predicted model, not a curated record